UUGGCUGUUUUGCCAGCGCCAAGAGUGGGUUUCGCCCAAAUGCCAUUAAGUUUUUGGGCUUCGCCCGUUUGCCAGCGCCAACCAUCGCUCUCCCGCUGAAAUGCCCUGAGGUCCGAAUUCACUGUUGAGGCCAUAUUUCUUACCCGUUUUACCCUUCUCCCUUUCCUCUUCAACUUUCACGGUCACGGACAGAGAACGGACCAAAUCCACUUGCUUGCUCCUCGCCACGCAUCGAGCCGGCCCGUCCGUGCGCCGCCGCCGCCGACGACCCCGACGGCCGCCGUCCGCGCUAGCCUCCUCCGCCGCCCCCGUCCGCGCCAACCGCCGGCGCUGACGACCCCGUCCGCGCUAGCCUACGCCACCGCGCCCAGUCGGCUGCUGCAGCCCUAGCCCCGUCCGCUCGUCGCCAUGGGAUCUCCGAUGAAGUCAACCUCUGCUGGCUCAAGCUGCAGUGGUAAGUGCCCCAAAUGCCAUGUUGGUUCAUUGGUCCGAAUCCAGAGCCAUCAGCCGAAUACGUAUGGGAAGUGGUUUGUCAAGUGCUCUGAGAACAUCUGGGGUGAUCCAACUACUUGUGGUUACAUUCGCCCUGAUGUGCAGAAUGUUAAGUCAGAAGCACAAGAACAUGGACUGGAGGCUGAGCCAUCUGCCCGUGGCUGUUGCUCUGAGAUGAAAGAUGAAGUUAAACUGUUGAAUCAAAGAAUUGACAGUGUUGUAACUGAAGUGUGGAAUCUGAAGGUAGCUUUUGUGGGAUGUGUAGGUGUCGUGAUUGGUGUUUUAGUUGCCUAUAUGCUUCUCAAGUGAAGCGUGUGUUGUAAUGGAGACUCAAUGUAAUGCCACCAUGACUUUGCAAUGAAGAAAAUCCUUGCAGGAAAUCAUGUGUCCCUUCUUAUUUUGGCACAAUUUCAUGAUCUCAAUAAUAUUCCAUAAAUAUAAUAGAUUUCAUAAAGGUUCACGCAACACAUAGGUACCAUUUAAGUUACAGCAACACAAGUUCAUCGAGCAGGUUGUCCAGAUAACAGAAGCAAAAUACAUAGGUUCAGAUAACAUAACAUGAUACAUAGGUUCAGAUAAUAAAUGAC
Molecule: messenger RNA, 1079 nt
Organism: Sorghum bicolor (sorghum)
Lineage: Eukaryota; Viridiplantae; Streptophyta; Magnoliopsida; Poales; Poaceae
Exons: 2
Coding region: 409-801 (130 amino acids)
Source: RefSeq, a predicted model, not a curated record